AUGAAUAUGGGGAACAUUAAUAUAUUGAAUAUGAAUCAAGGAGGAGAAGAAGAAGAGAGCAACAGCAACGGCGGCGGCGAGAAAGAAGAAGAAGUGACCACGGUGCCACUGUCGGAGGUGGUUUCCGAUUGCGUGAAGCGAUGGUUCAACGAUACCCUCAAGGAGGCUAAAGCUGGGGACGUUAAUAUGCAGGUUCUUGUUGCUCAGAUGUACUAUACUGGCUAUGGAGUUACCAAGAAUGCCCACAAGGGAAGAAUCUGGAUGACAAGAGCUUCAAGGGUAAGAUCUUCAGUGUGGAAAGUUAGUAACAAACGCCCAGGUUAUAAUGCAAGUGAUUCAGAUUCUGAUGAGCUGAUUGAGAAGUCCUAG
Oldenlandia corymbosa var. corymbosa is the source of this 369-nucleotide messenger RNA. The record is from the annotation of a GenBank genome assembly. Lineage: Eukaryota; Viridiplantae; Streptophyta; Magnoliopsida; Gentianales; Rubiaceae.